Macaca mulatta (Rhesus monkey) is the source of this 1799-nucleotide messenger RNA. RefSeq names its product paired immunoglobin like type 2 receptor beta (gene PILRB). NCBI's taxonomy places the organism in Eukaryota, Metazoa, Chordata, Mammalia, Primates, Cercopithecidae. The record is from RefSeq and is a predicted model, not a curated record. Gene Ontology annotation, molecular function: MHC class I protein binding.
CCCCCUCACCCCUUGAGCAAGGUGGGGUGCUUGCACCAAGGGAGUGGGCCUGGCAUGGGAAGAGGCCAGCUGGGCCCUGGUGGUGCCUGGGGACUGCAUGGGAGUCCCUGCCGGAGAGAGAGGGAAAGAAGACAAGCUGGGGACUCUGGUGCUUGGGCUGGGGACUGAGCACCUGUGACCUCCACCGGCUUCCUCCUCCCUGAGGACUGAAUCUGGGACACAGAAGGGCAGAGAUUCAGGCCUGCCUUUCCUCUCCCUGAAAGAUCCUGUGCUGGCCCUGGGCAAAGAGAAGGAUGAGAAGUGAAGCUGAUGAGGUGGGGCUGCAGGGAUCCAGGUGGGAGGGGCCCAGCCAGCCAAGGCCAGACCCGGUCCCUCAGCAGGAGGAUGGGCACUGGGGCCCUUGGGCAGGGCUGACUUGACACUGACCACAAGGGAGGCCCUUUUGCAAUAAGAGGAAAAAAACCAGAUGGAUAAAGGAAGUGCUGGUCAUCCUGGAGGUGCACGGGUUUCAGGAAGGCUCCCGGCCCCCACAGCCCUCUGCGGAGCCUGAGCCCGGCUGCCCCCACUCACCUCAACCCCCAGGUGGCCCCACCACAGGGCCCCUCUCUGCCUGGACGGCUCUGCUGGUCUCCCCAUCCCCUGGAGGAGAGCAAAGCCAUGGGCCGGCCCCUGCUGCUGCCCCUGCUGCUGCCCCUGCUGCCCCUGCUGCUGCCGCCAGCAUUUCAGCAACCUGGUGGCUCCGCGAGAUCCGGUCCAAGCGGCCCUUAUGGGGUCACUCAACGAAAACACCUCUCAGCCCCUAUGGGUGGCUCCGUGGAAAUUCCCUUCUCCUUCUAUCACCCCUGGGAGUUAGCCGCAGCUCCCAACAUGAAAAUAUCCUGGAGACGGGGCAACUUCCACGGGGAGUUCUUCUACAGAACAAGGCCAGCUUUCAUUCACGAGGAUUACUCGAACCGGCUCCUUCUGAACUGGACAGAGGGUCAGGACCGCGGGCUCCUCAGGAUCUGGAACCUGCGGAAGGAGGACCAGUCUGUGUAUUUCUGCCGAGUCGAGCUGGACACACGGAGAUCAGGGAGGCAGCGGUUGCAGUCCAUCGAGGGGACCAAACUCACCAUCACCCAGGCUGUCAUGACCACCACCACCUGGAGGCCCAGCAGUGCAACCACCACAGCUGGACUCAGGGUCACAGAAGGCAAAGGGCACUCAGAAUCAUGGCACCUAAGUCUGGACACUGCUAUCAGUGUGGCAUUGGCUGUUGCUGUGCUCAAAACUGUCACUUUGGGACUGCUGUGCCUCCUCAGGUGGAAAAGAAGGAAAGGUCAGCAGCAGACUAAAGCCACAACUCCAGCCAGGGUGUGGAGAGACGGGAUGUGUAUUAGCCCCAGAGGAUGUGCUGUGAGACCCGCUUGUGAGUACUCCACACUGGCUCCCCAUUGGCAAGAUACAUGGAGAGCAUCCUGAGGACCUAAAAAAGGCAGAGCCACAAGGCAGAAGGAGCCUGGGUCCCUGAAUCACCAACUGGAGGAGAGAUACCUACCAGAGCCUUCAUCCAGGAGCAUCCACUCUGCAGUGACACAGGAAUGAGGUCUGAACUCCACUGAAUUAAAUCACUGGCAUUCGGGGGCUAUUCAUUAUAGCAGUGCUAAGAGUUCCUUUGUCUUCCCCAAGGAUGGAAAACUACAAUUUAUUUUGCUUACCAUAUACCCCUUUUCUCCUCGUCCACAUUUUCCAAUCUGUACAGUGGCUGUCUUCUCCUGUGGCAGGGGUUUUGGGGAAUAAACAGUGUGAAACGCUGCUGA